GUGAGAUCUUUCAUGACAGUCACCUGACUAAAACAAAGUCAUGUUGCAAUUAGCUAGUGCUAGCCGUAAAUACUUGUGCAAGCUACAUACACAAUUAAUGAAUUAAAAACGUUCAAAUAGCUAAGUUAUUUAGACUACCAGAGGAGAUGCAUUAUUGCGUAUUAUUCUAUGUGGGGAUGAUUUGUGGCUAACCCAGCUAGCUAGCAAAUGCUCUUCAGUUGUCUCUUCUGGAUUGUUUGGAGAAUACAGGGAUAAAAAUGCCUCAGUCAGCGGCUAUCAUCAGUGGGAUCCAGAGGAUGGUUUUGUAUGAAACCAGAGCCAGGUAUUUUUUGGUGGGGACCAAUCAGUCAGAGACGAAACACAGAGUCUUGAAGAUUGACCGCACCGAACCCAAGGACCUGGUCAUAAUUGACGAUAAGCAUGUGUACAGCCAGCAAGAGGUUCGGGAGUUGUUGGGUCGCCUGGACCUGGGCAACCGGACCAAGAUUGGCCAAAAGGGUUCCUCGGGCCUGUCCAGGGCUGUUUCCGCCUUUGGCAUUGUGGGGUUUGUACGUUUCCUCGAGGGGUACUACAUUGUGUUGAUCACCAAGCGCAGAAAGAUGGCUGACAUCGGUGGCCACUCCAUCUACAAAAUUGAAGACACCAGCAUGAUUUACAUCCCCAAUGACUCGGUCAGGGUUACACACCCUGAUGAAGCAAGAUAUGUGCGGAUCUUUCAGAACGUGGACCUAUCCAGCAACUUCUACUUCAGCUACAGCUAUGACCUGAGCCAUUCGCUGCAGUACAACCUGACUUUGCUGCAGAGACCUUAUGAACUGUGGUCUUCACCAACUUCCCCUGCUGAGGAAGAAGUUAACAAACAGAGCAAGCAGGACAGCUUCGACAUCUUUGAAGAUGAGGGUCUGCCUACGCAGGUGGUUUACGGCCUCCAGAGCGAGCCGUACUACAAGUACGUGUGGAACGGGAAGCUGCUGGAACGAGUCAAGGACAUAGUGCAUCAUGACUGGCUCAUGUAUAUAAUCCACGGCUUUUGUGGCCAGUCCAAGCUGCUGAUCUACGGCCGACCGGUCCACAUCACCCUUUUUGCCAGGCGCUCCAGCAAAUUUGCCGGGACCCGCUUCCUCAAAAGAGGAGCCAACUGCGAGGGGGAUGUGGCUAAUGAGGUUGAGACAGAGCAGAUCGUCCAUGAUGCCUCAGUUAUGUCUUUCGCAGCAGGAAGUUACUCCUCAUACGUCCAGGUGCGAGGUUCAGUCCCGCUCUACUGGUCCCAGGACAUUUCCACCAUGAUGCCAAAACCCCCAAUACGAUUGGACCAAGCUGACCCAUACGCCCACGUAGCUGCCCUCCAUUUUGACCAGAUGCUGCAGCGGUUUGGCUCUCCUAUCAUCAUCCUCAACCUGGUCAAGAAACGGGAAAAGAGGAAACAUGAGAAGAUUCUGAGUGAAGAGCUUUACCCAGCUGUGAUCAACCUAAAUCAGUUCCUCCCUCCAGACAACUGCAUCGACUACAUCGCCUGGGACAUGGCCCGCUACACAAAGAGUAAGUUGUGCAACGUACUGGACCGUCUAAGCAUGAUAGCAGAGAACGUGGUUAAGCGAACCGGUUUCUUCAUUAAUCGUUCCGACUUCUACUGUCACACCAUCAGACCAGAUGACAGGUGGGGAGAUUUAGGUGGACACAUCACAGCCAGUGGACGAGUGCAGACUGGUGUAUUGAGGACCAACUGUGUGGACUGUCUGGAUCGGACCAACACAGCCCAGUUCAUGGUGGGGAAGUGUGCGCUGGCCUAUCAGCUCUAUGCACUGGGAAUGAUUGACAAGCCCAAACUUCAGUUUGAUACAGACUGUGUGAGGUUGUUUGAGGAGCUGUACGAGGACCAUGGAGACACUUUGUCGCUGCAGUACGGCGGCUCCCAGCUGGUCCACAGGGUCAAGACCUACCGCAAGAUCGCUCCCUGGACACAACACUCCAAAGACAUCAUGCAGACGCUGUCGCGCUACUACAGCAAUGCUUUCUCAGAUGCUGACAGACAGGAUGCCAUCAACCUGUUUCUCCAAGUCUACCAGCCAUCGGAGUCCAAGCCACACCUGUGGGAGCUGCCCACUGACUUCUACCUGCAUCAGAAGAACAGCAUGACCCUCCCCCAAGACAGACGCAGCUACACACUGUGGUGGUCACCAGGAAUCUUAUCUUACCUUCCUCUGGCCUAUGAUGAAGUCCCGUGUGAGGACAGCAUGAAAAAGGUCAAAGUGAAGAGAGUGAACCGCUUUGAGGAGAGUAUUGACAUCUAUACAGAAUUCUUCAAACCUUAUGAACUUACCGCCUUUGAUGACACAUUCUGCAUCGCCAUGACCAACUCUGCAAGGGAAUUCAUGCCCAAGACCAUUGGAGUGGAUCCAAGCCCAUUCACAGUUCGCAAGCCAGAGGAAACAGGAAAAUCAGUGCUAGGCAACAAGAGCAGUAAGGAGGAGACCCUGCUACAGAGGAAGACUGCAGCCAGCGCCCCUCCUCCCCCGAGUGAGGAGGCCAUUAGCAGCACAUCGGAGGACGACUCCGAGGAGGACCGCGAUGACGACGGAUCCGUCUCCCAGCGCUCUACCCCGAUCAAACUGCUAACAGAGUCUGGCGAAAGCAAUCGCAUACAGGAGGAGAUCCAGCAGCAGUCAGUUAAGGAGCCCUAUGGACUCAAUCUGUCUGAGUUUCCUGCUGAGAAAGACCUGCACAUUUAUGAAAGGUUUGUACAUCUGGGCGAGAGCCAGCACAGGGUGGAAAGAACCGAACACAUAAACCUGGCAAACAUCAUCUGCUUAGAGCCCGUGUCCUGCUUCCCAGAGGACAGCAUCUAUGGCGUUUCCCCCCCGCAGGUCGACAGAGAAAGCCGCGAGGAGUUUGAGAGCCAUGUGGUGACGGGUCAGGGUCAGGUGAGGGUGCUGUGCAGGGACGACAUGUUGAUGUACAGGGAGUACGUCAAGAACAGAUACAUGUGAGACACAGACAUCAAGAACUGGACCUCUGUUACCAAUGUGCAAAUCCAGAUUAUAAGAUCAAAUGCUGGGAGUAUACUGUCCAUAAUGUUGCAUGUACAACCCAUGUGUCCUGUAUUUGGACUCAACUAUGCAGGUUGAUUUAUUUUUAUUUUUUAACUAAGUCGUGUGUGUUUUACAGUAAUAGCUUCAAAUGUUAUUCAGUUAUGUCAGUUUUGUUUUUAUUCAUUCAGACUUGCCUCAACAGGCUACCUAUAUGGUGCUUUUUAUUUGUUCUGUUUUUUUUCCAUUUAAAUUUAGAUUGAAACUCUUUUAAUUAAAUUUAUUUAACUAAAUGUUUGUUUUGAACGUGUAAAUUGAUAUAAAUUUUGACUCUUAAAGGUCCCAUAUUAUGCUAAUUUUCAGGUUCAUACGUAUGCCGGGGAAUGACUGUAACAGCACAGUAGCGGCACUUUCCACCUACAUAUAGUAUAUUAUAGUUGUGACAUCACAAUCGUACGGAAGUCCUGACGGCUCGUUUAUAGGCACAGUUUCUGAAUAUGGGCUGUGUGCAUUUCUCUAUGGAUUGAGCAUUUUGAUACUUUCACAGUAUUUAUAUAGCACCUCGACCUGCUUUAUAAUUUUUACAAUAUGGGAUCUUUAAGUAUUUUUGAAUCUUAAAAGUUAUAAACAAUAUCAUUAUAUAAUAUAAUUAAUAUGAUGGCAAGCCCAGAGAUUAUGAUAACUAUGACUUAUGAUGUUCUUUAAAUUCCACUUCAGAUGUGCUUUGCGUUUUGAUCUUUGUUUUUAAUUUAUUCUGUUUAACCAUUGUGCCAUGACGGGGAUAUACAUUGUUUUUCCUAAAUUGCUCUCACAAAAACUAUUUGAAACAAUUGGCUUGCAUAACUUAAGUCAUGUACUGUAAAUGUAUAUCCAGGUUGUUUUCCUUUACACUCACAUCACUGAUACUUUGAUAUUGUGGGUUUUAUCAAACCUCAUUCUUAGUUUACAAAGCUGCACACCGAUUUUGUUUUGUCUAAAUGCAUUUAUUUAAUGUCAUCUUAUUAUGACCGGUAGUUCUAAAUUAAACACGUAUUUACAGUAUAAACAUGAUGUGACAUUUGAUUGAUUCUACACUGUUCUUUUCCCUCUUUGCGCCUCUUCAUAUAUUUCUGUGCUCUGUUGUUCUUCAGAAAAAAUUAUUAAUACUUUCAUGCAGCUUCUGUAACGGUUCUUCAUCCCUCCUACUCUCUACUAUUGUCUGUCACAUUUCUUUUUUAUGUAUUUUACUUAAAAGAGUCUCCCACCUCUUAA
Molecule: messenger RNA, 4277 nt
Organism: Perca fluviatilis (European perch)
Lineage: Eukaryota; Metazoa; Chordata; Actinopteri; Perciformes; Percidae
Gene: fig4a
Product: FIG4 phosphoinositide 5-phosphatase a
Exons: 24
Coding region: 258-2987 (909 amino acids)
Biological process (GO): phosphatidylinositol dephosphorylation
Cellular component (GO): intracellular membrane-bounded organelle
Molecular function (GO): phosphatidylinositol-3,5-bisphosphate 5-phosphatase activity
Source: RefSeq, a predicted model, not a curated record